This is a messenger RNA of Macrosiphum euphorbiae (potato aphid), 1491 nucleotides long. The record is from the annotation of a GenBank genome assembly. NCBI's taxonomy places the organism in Eukaryota, Metazoa, Arthropoda, Insecta, Hemiptera, Aphididae.
AUGAGUUCUACAGUGAAAAGAAAGCAAUUUUCGUUGGAAGAGAAGAAAAACAUAAUUUCUGAAGUAGACAAAGGAUUGAAGAAAGGCGAGGUGGCAAAAAAGUAUGGCAUAUCUCCAUCUACAUUGUCAACCAUUUUGAAGGACCGAGAAAGCAUCUUGAAACAACUGCAGACUUCUGUUUUUGACCCGAGCAGGAAAAGGAUACAAACGUUCCUUUUAAUUCGAGAAAAAGCCUUAGAAUUUGCUAAAAUGCUCGAAGUUGAGAAUUUCCAAGCAACUGUCGGAUGGUUAAAUCGUUUCCGUGAGCGGUAUGGUGUGUUGUCCAAAUGCAUUUCUGGAGAGGCGAGUGACGUGCCAAUGAAUUCUGUUAACGAAUGGCGAAAUGGAGAAGUUGCUGCACUCAUCAAGAAAUACAACCCGGACGAUGUCUUUAAUGCGAAUGAAUCUGGAGUGUUUUUUCAGCUUGAACCAAAAAGGACAUUAGCCCAGAAAGGAAACAAGUGUGUAGGGGGUAAAGCUUCCAAACAACGCAUCACCGCUCUGUUCUGUUGUAACAAAUCGGGAACGGAGAAACGAAAAAUCCUCAUCAUUGGCAAAUCUGCAAAACCUCGUUGUUUUAAAAACUGUAAAUCAUUGCCAUGCAUCUAUAAAUUUAACAAGAAAGCAUGGAUGACCCAAAUAAUUUUUAAUGAUUGGUUGAUAGAUUUUGAUACAGAAAUGAAAAAGAAGAAGAGGAAAAUUCUUCUUCUUAUCGACAACUGCACUCCACAUAAUGCACCACCAAAAUUGGAUAACAUUCGUGUGGAAUAUUUUCCACCUAACUGCACAGCUGUACUUCAACCUCUUGACCAAGGUAUCAUCAGAGCUGUAAAAUCACGCUACAGAACCUUUUUGUUACGUCAAAUUUUAUGCGAUUUGGAGAAAAAUAUCCAAAGAAAAUGCAAUGUGAAGGAAGCUAUCGAAUGGAUAUGCGGAGCUUGGGAUGAUAUCAGUCAAUCAACAAUAACUAACUGUUGGAAACAUGCAACCACAACCAAAGACGCCAAUUCUGUUUCAGAAGUGGCCGAAUAUGAUGAAUCAAAUACGCACAAUAUCCAACAAUCUGAGUUAGAGCAAAUUUGGAGCACUGCAAAAAAGAAAACGUCGCUUCCUGACGACGUGAAUUUAGAAUAUUAUCUCGGUGCAGAUGACAACGUUUCAACAUGUUAUGAACUAACCGAAGUAGACAUCGUUCAAUCCAUUAAAGACAGCAAAGAUGAGGCCACCGAUGAAAGUAGUGGAGACGAAGACGAAGAAGCUGUGAUGGGAAAUGAUGUGCGCAAUGUCACUUCAUCAGAAGCCUUAACAAGUUUGGAAGUAAUGCGAACAUUCAUUACAUCACAGAGUGAUGUACCAGACUUCAUCUUUACAAACAUUCACCAACUACAAAAUUAUUUACUUUCUAUUAAAACAGCAAACCUUGUUCAAAAGAAAAUUGUUGAUUUUCUAUAA